Molecule: messenger RNA, 267 nt
Organism: Rotaria sp. Silwood2
Lineage: Eukaryota; Metazoa; Rotifera; Eurotatoria; Philodinida; Philodinidae
Source: the annotation of a GenBank genome assembly
AUGGUUUACUUCAACUUACCAAUCGCUGAUUCGAUUGCACCCUAUCGAAAUGUUCGUCGUGUUCAAUCCGAAAUUUUAUCUCCGGAUGAAAUUCGACGAAUAUUAGUCAUAAAGCCACCGAUUGAACAUCCUGAUUUGAUGGUAGGUGGAAAACCAAAAGAACGUGGAUUGAUAGAUCCACGACAAGGACCAGCUGAUCGCAGUUCGAAAUGUCAGACAUGUGCCGGUUCAUACAGUGAUUGUCCGGGAUAUUUUGGACAUUUAUAA